GACCACAAUUUUUUUUCUGUUCUUCGUAAUCUAGCAAAAGAAAAAAUUAUUGUUCGUUUUGAAAGGUCGCCCGGCGCUACCUCUCAAUUUUCACGGUACUAAUUUGAAUUUUCCAUCGUCGGCAAAAACAGUCAACCAUUACGUUCAAAGCGUUCCAUGAAAAAGGAUGCAGGUAAUCGAAGGUCCAAUCAUAAGCAAAGUAUCUUUCCRAAAGGAAUAAUCCCUCAGUCCUAAGAUGACGAUCAGGUCACGUUGCAAAGUUAGUACGACAAUCCUGUUUAUUGCCUCAUCGGUAGMAUUGGCAUGUUUCCUUCCCUGGUCCUGUUCGGCUUCGUCCGAAGUCGUUCUCGAUGCCUCGGGAGAAGCAGAAGAUAGCGGGUACUACGACGGCGAUGGCAACGACGACGCCAUCGAUGAUCAUUACUACGAUAAUAGCGUCAGAGAAAAUGUGUACUGGGAAUACGAGGGACUCGAAGAUUUUCCGUAUUUCCCCGAAGAAUUCGCUGCGAUGCAAAAGCACAUCGAUCCAAUGGACGCCGUCUUCGAAAAGAUGGACGAUCAGGGGAUCCAUCCCGGUCAUUUCAUACUCGACGAUUUCGUCGUUGGGGGCGUYAAUCUUGCCACUUACCAGGUGGAACACCCCCCCUUUCAGCUGUACGAGGAUUUCGAUAUCGGCUCUUACGUCGUGGACGGACCGAGAACGAUGAGCUGGAAACAGYUGGUCGGGAUUCGAAACGGGCUGGAACGUCCAUCCCUGAGCUGGUACGUGGACAAGGUCGCUAGGAAGCGAUGGUUCCGGGAGCAGGGCWUCUACCCGCAGCCCGAGACCUAUCUCGCGAAAUACAAGGACGAGCUCAGCGACACGGGGAGGAAGGAAGACGAGACGAUGGCCAUCCUCGCCCACCUGCCCACCGAGCACGGGUUCUGCGCCAAGCCGACGCACAUGUCCAUGACGAUGGGCAACUGGCUGGUGGACAUUCCCCCGAAUCGCAGCGGGGCGGGAACGGGAGACGCGCCAAAGUACACCAACCGUGCCCAGCGACUGGCCGCCUCUGGCCAGGGCGGGGCCUACGAUCCGCGGGUCUGCGCCGAUAGCCUGGCCGAGGGGCUCCAGCGCGAGGCGACCGAGAUCGAGUCCUGGGCCCUGAAAAACGUUCGGCCGGGGAUCGUCAUCGAGGAGCUCUACUCCGCCGGGGAAGACCGGGACCUGCCGCCCCACGAAUUCUGCAUGUUUGUCGUCUGGGGAAGGGUGUACGCCGGCCAGUGGAACCUAGUGGGGGAGGACCGGUACAUGGGAGGGUUUUUCUACCGCGACGGAAGCGCCGCCCCCGGCUGYCCCCUCGACCGRCUCCCCGACUGGGUCCCCUGGAACGAGCUGGUGGAGAUUGCGGAGAGCCUCUCUCAACACAAGGACAUGUUCCGCGUCGACAUGUUCGUGGGGGUCCCGAGGUACAGCGGGGAGGACGAAGGGGUGAGGAUUGCCGUGUCGGAGAGCGAGGUGCACCCCACCACCAUGUUUUGCAACCCGUUYAUUGCCGAAGAAAUGGCCCGCCUCUGGGUCGCCGGCUACCGGAUCGGCAGCUACGAGGUCAUCCCCAACGACGAGGUGCCCGUUGGCUUUUACGGGAAGAGCGUUCCCGGGGGGACGCCCGGCGGUUUGCACCGGAAGAAGGCCAGCAGCUCUGGCCGCCGCGCCACGACCGAAAGCGGGUACGUGCCGUGAGGGAGGAGGCCAAAGACAAACGCGGCGCAGCGCGGGGAGUCGAGUUUCGAUUUCGAUGGCAAUCGAAUCGCACCCGCGGGGCUUUCGUUUUGCGAGCACCRCAUUCGAGGUGCCGCCGAGUUGUCGAUCGGCGAUUCCUAGAUUCCAGUGGCAAAGGAACACCUGCACCAUCUAUUUGCAUCGUGUCGUGUGAUCUACCAUGCUCUCACUCCAGCACAUGCUGGUUCAAGGGUGUGGGAUGCCGAAACGCAAAAAAGGAAAAAAUCCAUCGAACGAGAUUCUAUCUCGUCAGACCAUCGCAUACCAUCGGUCUCUGUUCCGCUGCAUACUAUCAUUCGACCGACACGCUAAUAACUUUUUGGAAACAAA
Messenger RNA from Pseudo-nitzschia multistriata, 2092 nucleotides. Lineage: Eukaryota; Bacillariophyta; Bacillariophyceae; Bacillariales; Bacillariaceae. The record is from the annotation of a GenBank genome assembly.